Halichondria panicea is the source of this 2250-nucleotide messenger RNA. RefSeq names its product glycine--tRNA ligase-like. Gene Ontology annotation, biological process: mitochondrial glycyl-tRNA aminoacylation. Gene Ontology annotation, cellular component: mitochondrion; cytoplasm. The transcript is spliced from 13 exons. NCBI's taxonomy places the organism in Eukaryota, Metazoa, Porifera, Demospongiae, Suberitida, Halichondriidae. The record is from RefSeq and is a predicted model, not a curated record. Gene Ontology annotation, molecular function: glycine-tRNA ligase activity; ATP binding. The coding region runs from base 18 to 2114 and encodes 698 amino acids.
GAACCAUUUAAUAGCUGAUGAUUGCAGCCAUCAAGAGAGUCUGUAUCCACUACCAAAAGUUGCUGCACUUGCGUACAGUGUCCAAGAUGGCGUCAGGAUCAGAGGCUGUAUUAGCACCACUCAGACAAGCAGUCAAGGAGCAGGGUGCUGUUGUUCGUAAACUUAAAGAAGGAGGAGGUCCCAAGAGUGAAGUGACUGCAGCCGUUGCACAACUCAAGGCUUGUAAGAAAGCUCUCGAGAACAAAGAGAAAUCUCUGUCCCCUCCAACAAAGUCAUUGUUUGAUAAGGCUGGUUUGGAGGAUCUCAUGAAGAGGCGCUUCUUUGUGGCUCCAUCUUUCUCCAUAUAUGGAGGAGUGGCUGGCCUGUAUGAUUAUGGUCCCCUGGGCUGCACUAUGAAGAACAACCUGUUGUCUCUCUGGAAGGCUCACUUUGUGGAAGAGGAGGACAUGCUGCAAGUAGAGUGUUCCACACUUACUCCCGAGGCUGUUCUCAAAGCUAGUGGCCACGCUGAACGGUUUUCUGAUCUCAUGGUCAAAGAUUUGAUAACUGGAGAAUUCUUUAGAGCAGACCAUUUACUGGAAGAGCAUUUGGAGAAGCUGUCCUCCAAAGCAGCUCCUGAUAAGAUCAAGGAAUAUCAGGAGGUCAUCAGAAAGGUGGAUGGUUACAACAAGGAGCAGCUAGGGGCUAAGCUCACAGAGUACAGUGUAACUGCCCCCCUCACUAACAACCCCAUCUCAGCCCCAGUGGAGCUCAACCUCAUGUUUGGCACCUCCAUUGGACCUAGUGGACAGUUGGCAAGCUUUCUUCGUCCUGAAACAGCACAAGGAAUAUUUGUCAACUUCAAGCGCUUGUUAGAGUUCAACUAUGGCAGGCUGCCAUUUGCUGCUGCUCAGAUUGGGAAAGCAUUUCGUAACGAGAUUUCUCCGCGAUCUGGAAUACUGAGAGUGAGAGAAUUUGAAAUGGCAGAAAUAGAGCAUUUUGUUAAUCCAGAGAAACGCAAUAAGUUCCCAAAGUUUGACAAAGUAGCUGAUCUUCGACUGACAUUGUACAGUGCCACUGAUCAAAUAGAGGGCAACUCUCCAAAAGCACUCCGCCUCGGAGAUGCCGUGGAACAGGGGCUGGUGGCUAAUGAGACCCUGGGCUACUAUAUGGGACGUAUCCACGAGUUUCUGUUGAGAGCUGGUAUUAAUGUAGAGCACUUGAGAUUCCGCCAGCACAUGUCUACAGAGAUGGCCCAUUAUGCCAAGGAUUGCUGGGAUGCAGAAUGCAAGACCUCUUAUGGGUGGGUGGAGUGUGUGGGAUGUGCAGAUCGCUCGUGCUAUGAUCUGGAGAAACAUGCAGCAGCUACUAAAGUGGACCUUUGUGCUAAAGAGCAGCUACCAGAGCCUCGUCUGGUUGAGGUGGUUGAAGCACUACCAGACAAAGGAGCCAUUGGCAAGAAGUUCAGGAAAGAUGCUAAAGCUCUUCUUGAGUGGUUAGCAGGACAAGAGAGAGAAGCCAUGCAGAAACUGGAGUCCCAGCUUAGUAUGGGAGCAGCUACAGUGACUGUGGGGGGUAAUGAAUUCACAUUGGAGCCAGCCAUGAUCAAGUUCAAGACCUAUCAGAAAGAAGUUCACACUGUAGAUGUGGUACCAUCAGUGAUUGAGCCUUCGUUUGGAGUAGGGAGAAUCUUGUAUUGUGUACUGGAGCAUAACUUGAAUGUACGUGAGGGUGAUUCCCAACGUGUGUGGUUGUCCCUACCACCAGCCAUUGCUCCCAUUGCUUGCUCUGUGCUGCCACUCAGUGGAAACACACAGUUCCAACCCUACAUUGACACCAUUGUGAAGGAGCUAAAGGUUGCUCGUGUCUCCAUCAAGGUUGAUGAUAGCAGUGGUUCCAUUGGACGGAGAUAUGCUCGUACAGAUGAAGUGGGUGUGGCUUAUGGCGUCACUGUGGACUUUGACACUCUAACUAGUUCUAGUGUUACCCUCAGAGAGAGAAACUCUAUGAGACAAGUGCGGGUCAAGAUGGGUGACUUGUGUUCGGUGGUGCGUGGGCUAGUGGAUGGUGACAUGACAUGGGAACAAGUGGAGGGGAAGUACCCACUCUUCACUGGACAAGAAUCUACCAACUAAUUAUAUACAAUCAAACUAUUUCUAAUUAUUAAUCAUUUACUGGUAUGGAUGUCGAGGUCAAUAAUUAUCAUCAAACGAAUUAAAAAUUUGAAAGAACAAAUUAAAUAUCAAUAAAGCUAUGUUAGCUUUCAUGUUC